AUUGAAUUCCUUUGCCAGCCUACUUUGUGAAAGAAAACAUUGAGGUUUCUUUGGCUGUUCUUGAUAAGCCUAUAAAAUAUGACAUGUUUUAGUUGCUUCUAGUUGCUGAAGUAAAGGAACUGUGCAGCGUUCCCAUGCUAUCUGUUGACAUGGAAAACAAGGAAAAUGGCUCUGUCGGUGUAAAAAAUUCCAUGGAGAAUGGGAGACCACCUGAUCCUGCAGACUGGGCUGUGAUGGAUGUUGUCAAUUAUUUCCGAACAGUGGGAUUUGAGGAGCAAGCCAGUGCCUUCGAGGAACAGGAAAUUGAUGGAAAAUCCCUGCUACUGAUGACAAGAAAUGAUGUCUUGACAGGACUUCAGUUAAAAUUGGGGCCUGCUUUGAAAAUCUAUGAGUAUCAUGUAAAACCUUUGCAGACAAAACAUUUAAAGAACAACUCUUCAUAGUCCAGUCAAAAUUGGGGUCCUAGAUCUCAAAAAAUACAUGAUGAUGUAAUUUAGUUUCAUGUGCUGAAACUUUGUAAACAAAAUACAUACAUGUGUAUAUGUAAAGAAUUUCAAUCAAUGAAAUGUUAUCCUAUUGGAUAGACUAGACUGUCGGCUGAAUUGUAUUCAGCUAGCAGGAGCAAGGGCCAUUUGUGGACAGGAUGCUUUUCCUUGAGUUGGUCACAUAGAGUUAUCUUUGGCAAAUUAGACCACCCCUUCCCAGAAAGGCUUUGAAAUUGGUGCUUUCUUCAUGGUCUGUUUGCCCAAGGUCCUUAAGAGAUAAUUUAUUGGAAUGGGCAUCUUUCAGUUACAGAAAGAGGAUGACUGGAAACAGGAAACUGGGGUGAGGGAGGAGAAAAAUAAAGGGUGUUUAUGUUUCCCUGGAAUGCCUUAGCUCCUUGGUGCUUGUAUUAUUUGGAUGGAAUUGCCGACACCCUUUUUAUAGAGGGUCCUCCACUUGACCUUAUUAAGGUUUCACUGGGAUAUGCUGCAAUGUUGGAAAGGAAUGUGCAUCAUGGCCCCUUCAUGUGCGAAACAGUAGCUCUAAAAAGAGAUAUUGUGUAUUGGGGAUAUCCAUCCAUAUUCAGCCAG
Messenger RNA from Suncus etruscus (white-toothed pygmy shrew), 1073 nucleotides. It is a transcript of the gene SAMD13, whose product is annotated as sterile alpha motif domain containing 13. The transcript has 4 exons. Lineage: Eukaryota; Metazoa; Chordata; Mammalia; Eulipotyphla; Soricidae. The coding region runs from base 135 to 443 and encodes 102 amino acids. The record is from RefSeq and is a predicted model, not a curated record. Gene Ontology annotation, molecular function: protein binding.